Messenger RNA from Peronospora matthiolae, 1176 nucleotides. NCBI's taxonomy places the organism in Eukaryota, Oomycota, Peronosporomycetes, Peronosporales, Peronosporaceae. The record is from the annotation of a GenBank genome assembly.
AUGUGUCACACACGUCGACUGCGUCAGCACACAAACCGCAAGGUCGCGUCGUUAUCAAGCGCCACCACCGCAUCGUCGCUAUCUUCGUCUUCCACGACCGAUCCCAUGAACACGAACCCUAACAGCUGUACCCCUACCAAUCCCCCUAACAACUAUACCUUGGCCAAUCCCCCCAAUAGCUAUAACCGUGCCCCGAGUCAUGCCCCAUCCAGCUCGUCCCUGCCCAGUUACACCGCCCGGCACCACGUCUUCCAACCACAUACAACUUCCAAGCCAUCAGCCGCCGGUUCGUUCCUCUCCGGCUCAAGCACGAGUCCACGUGGCUGCUCGUCCUCAGUCUCCUCGCCCGAACCCGAGUCCAUCCUUAAGGUCGUGCUCAUUGGCGACUCGGGCGUAGGCAAGUCAAACCUCGUUCGGCGCUUUACCAAGAACCGGUACAAGCCCCAGAGUGUCCAGACCGUGGGCUUUGAGUUUGCCACCAAGACCAUUCGAGUCGGGGACCGCCGCUUGAAGGCUCAGAUCUGGGACACGGCUGGUCGAGAACGCUUCCAGUCGUUGACAGCCGCUUACUAUCGGAAUGCCGUGGGGGCCAUGAUCGUGUACGACAUUACAAGCCGCAGCUCCUUUGAGCACGUGACGGGGUGGCUGGCUCAAGUGCACGAGCACGCGCACGAGAGUCUCGUGCUGGUGCUCGUUGGAAACAAGUGCGACCUCGCGCAUUUGCCUGAGAGCAGAGAAGUGUCGACGCUGGAAGCAGCGAGGUUUGCAGCAAAACACUCGAUGGAGUUUCUCGAGACGUCGGCACUGGACGCGACGAAUGUGGUGGACGCGUUCAAAAAGAUGAUUGUGCCGGUGGGACGGUUGCUGUCACCGGCAGAGCCAUUGCAAAUUGCACGAUUGCCGCCAGGGUGGCGGCGUGUUUUAUCCAGAACGAGGCCGGGGGAAUACUCGUACGAGAACCAGUAUACGAAGGAGCGGAUUUCAUUUGCUCCGAAAGAGCCGGCGAAACCUUCGCAGCAAAGCUUUCGAUCGCCUGCAAAUGGAUCGAAAAACGGAUCUCUAGAGGUUGUCACCGUCACACGUGAAAGCCUCCAGAAGCAACAUCAGAAAGCGUAUCUUGCCCAGAACCAGACGCCGCCAUGUGGUGUCUGUGCAAGUAGCUGCACGAUAUUGUAG